AUGGCUACCAACGGCGAUUUCUCCGAUGAGUCCCUCCCGGGCAGCCCCAACCUCGAUGCCACCAACGCCCAGGAUUUUGACGACCAGGAGCCUCUCGAUGAGAAGCCCCUCAAGUCCGCGAUGAAGAAGUCCGCUGCCCCGCCUCCCGAGGCUCCCAAGCGUCCCUGGCUCCCUGAGCAACCCGACCCAACUACCCUGGAUCUCUCCACACUCACGCCCUUGUCCCCCGAAGUCAUUGCCCGCCAGGCUACUCAGAACAUCGGUACCAUCGGGCACGUCGCACACGGUAAGAGUACGGUUGUGAAAGCUAUUUCAGAGGUUCAGACCGUCCGAUUCAAGAACGAGUUGGAGCGUAACAUUACUAUCAAGCUGGGUUAUGCGAACGCCAAGAUCUACAAGUGUGACAAUCCCGCUUGCCCUCGGCCAACAUGCUACAAGAGCUACAACAGUGCGAAGGAGAUUGACCCACCCUGUGAGCGUGAUGGCUGUGAGGGAACAUACCGUCUCCUGCGCCAUGUGUCCUUCGUUGACUGCCCCGGUCACGAUAUUCUCAUGAGUACCAUGCUGUCAGGUGCCGCCGUCAUGGAUGCUGCCCUCCUUCUCAUUGCCGGAAACGAAACCUGCCCCCAGCCUCAGACCUCCGAGCAUUUGGCUGCCAUUGAGAUCAUGAAGCUCAGCCACAUGGUCAUCCUGCAGAACAAGGUCGAUCUGUUGCGCGAGGAGAGUGCUCUGCAACACUACCAGUCUAUUCUGAAGUUCAUCCGCGGUACCGUCGCCGAUGGCUCCCCCGUUAUCCCCAUCUCCGCUCAGUUGAAGUACAACAUCGACGCCGUCAACGAGGCUCUCGUUUCUCUGCCCAUGCCCAUCAGGAAUUACAGCGAGACUCCUCAGCUUAUGGUCAUCAGAAGUUUCGAUGUUAACAAGCCUGGUGCGGAGAUUGAUGAGCUUAAGGGUGGUGUUGCCGGUGGUUCCAUUCUUCAGGGUGUGUUGAAGGAGAACGAUGAGAUUGAGAUCCGUCCCGGUCUCGUCACCAAGGAUGAGGCCGGUAACAUUCAGUGCCGUCCCAUUUUCUCCCGCAUCGAGUCCCUGUUCGCCGAGAACAACCCUCUGCGCUUCGCUACCCCCGGUGGUCUUAUCGGUGUUGGUACCCGCAUUGAUCCCACCCUCUGCCGUGCUGAUCGUCUGGUCGGUUUCGUCCUUGGCCACCGUGGCCGCCUCCCUGCCAUCUACACCGAGAUCGAGGUCAACUACUUCCUGCUCCGCCGCCUGCUUGGUGUCAAGACUGCCGAUGGCAAGCAAGCCAAGGUUGCCAAGCUGGCUAAGAACGAGGUUCUGAUGGUUAACAUUGGUUCCACUGCCACCGGUGCUAAGGUUCUGGGUGUCAAGGCCGAUGCUGCCAAGCUCAGCCUGACCAGCCCUGCCUGCACGGAGAUUGGUGAGAAGAUUGCCAUCAGCCGAAGAAUCGAGAAGCACUGGCGUCUGAUUGGUUGGGCCAACAUUGUUGCUGGUAACACCAUCGAGCCUAUUGCGCACUAA
Molecule: messenger RNA, 1536 nt
Organism: Penicillium subrubescens
Lineage: Eukaryota; Fungi; Ascomycota; Eurotiomycetes; Eurotiales; Aspergillaceae
Product: translation initiation factor eIF2 subunit gamma
Exons: 7
Coding region: 1-1536 (511 amino acids)
Biological process (GO): formation of translation preinitiation complex; positive regulation of translational fidelity
Cellular component (GO): eukaryotic translation initiation factor 2 complex; cytosol
Molecular function (GO): tRNA binding; GTP binding; GTPase activity
Source: RefSeq, a predicted model, not a curated record